AUGGCUAGACUGAAUGGGACAAAAAGGCCAGUCUGCGAGGGAUUCCCCAGCCCCAGUUCCUUUCCUCUCCGGUUCCUCCACUGUCCCACCCGCAAGGAGUCGGACCUCCCGCGCCAGCGGACCGAGGAAGGAAGCCCCCAGUCCGGAGGCCGGGCCCGCACCCGGGGAUCCGCAGGAGACCUGAGCCCUGGGGCGGAAAUGCAGCGGGGGACGGACACACCGGCCGCCCCGCCGGCCGGGCUCGCGCCGCCCGCCCGGCGCCACUACAGCGAGGCGGCUGCCGACCGGGAGGACGACCCCAACUUCUUCAAGAUGGUGGAGGGCUUCUUCGACCGCGGCGCCAGCAUCGUGGAAGACAAGCUGGUGGAGGACCUGCGCACCCGGGACAGCGAGGAGCAGAAGCGGAACCGGGUGCGCGGCAUCCUGCGGAUCAUCAAGCCCUGCAACCAUGUGCUGAGCGUCUCCUUCCCCAUCCGGCGCGACGACGGCUCCUGGGAGGUCAUCGAGGGCUACCGGGCCCAGCACAGCCAGCACCGCACUCCGUGCAAGGGAGGUAUCCGUUACAGCACUGAUGUGAGUGUAGAUGAAGUAAAAGCCCUGGCUUCUCUGAUGACAUAUAAGUGUGCAGUGGUGGAUGUGCCGUUUGGGGGUGCUAAAGCCGGUGUUAAGAUCAAUCCCAAGAACUACACAGAUAAUGAAUUGGAAAAGAUCACAAGGAGGUUCACCAUGGAACUAGCAAAGAAGGGCUUUAUUGGUCCUGGCAUUGAUGUGCCUGCCCCGGACAUGAGCACCGGCGAGCGGGAGAUGUCCUGGAUCGCUGACACCUAUGCCAGCACCAUAGGGCACUAUGAUAUUAAUGCACAUGCCUGCGUUACUGGUAAACCCAUCAGUCAAGGUGGCAUCCACGGGCGCAUCUCUGCAACUGGCCGUGGUGUGUUCCAUGGGAUUGAAAAUUUCAUCAAUGAAGCUUCUUACAUGAGCAUUUUAGGGAUGACACCAGGAUUUGGGGAUAAGACAUUUGUUGUUCAGGGAUUUGGUAAUGUGGGCCUGCACUCUAUGAGAUAUUUACAUCGUUUUGGUGCUAAAUGUGUUGGUGUUGGUGAAUCUGAUGGGAGUAUAUGGAAUCCAGAUGGUAUUGACCCAAAGGAACUGGAAGAUUUCAAAUUGCAACAUGGAUCGAUUCUGGGCUUCCCCAAGGCAAAGGUCUAUGAGGGAAGUAUCUUGGAAGCCGACUGUGACAUACUGAUCCCUGCUGCCAGCGAGAAGCAGUUGACCAAGUCCAACGCACCCAGAGUCAAAGCCAAGAUCAUUGCUGAAGGUGCCAAUGGACCGACCACUCCAGAAGCUGAUAAGAUUUUCCUGGAGAGGAACAUCAUGGUUAUUCCAGAUCUCUACUUGAAUGCUGGAGGAGUGACAGUGUCUUACUUUGAGUGGCUGAAGAAUCUAAAUCAUGUCAGCUAUGGUCGACUGACCUUCAAAUAUGAAAGAGAUUCUAACUACCACUUGCUCAUGUCUGUUCAAGAGAGCUUAGAAAGAAAAUUUGGAAAGCAUGGUGGAACAAUUCCUGUCGUGCCCACAGCAGAAUUCCAGGACAGAAUAUCGGGUGCAUCAGAGAAAGAUAUCGUGCACUCUGGCUUAGCCUACACCAUGGAGCGGUCUGCCCGGCAAAUUAUGCGCACAGCCAUGAAGUAUAACCUGGGCUUGGACCUGAGAACAGCUGCCUAUGUCAACGCCAUUGAGAAAGUCUUCAAAGUGUACAAUGAGGCUGGUGUGACUUUCACAUAGAUGGAUUGUGGCUACGUUCCUCACCCUCUUCACCCAUAACUUCUGCCGACCUAUCACAAGUUUACAUGUAACCACAGAACUCUCUCUCUCUUAUGACUCAUUAGGUAAUGGACACUGUUCUCAACAAGUCAGUCUGAAUCAGCCCCUUAAGAAAGAAACUAAAUUUAGAGGAUCAUGUACAAAUGGAAUGUGAAAGUAUAAAUCACUUAAGCUAGAAAACCAUUUAGAAAUUUUGCCUUUUAAUAAAAAGUCUCUCCCA
This is a messenger RNA of Dipodomys ordii (Ord's kangaroo rat), 2044 nucleotides long. Its product is annotated as glutamate dehydrogenase 1, mitochondrial. Gene Ontology annotation, molecular function: L-glutamate dehydrogenase (NAD+) activity. Gene Ontology annotation, cellular component: mitochondrion. Lineage: Eukaryota; Metazoa; Chordata; Mammalia; Rodentia; Heteromyidae. The record is from RefSeq and is a predicted model, not a curated record. The transcript has 14 exons. The coding region runs from base 1 to 1785 and encodes 594 amino acids. Gene Ontology annotation, biological process: L-glutamate catabolic process.